AUGUCGUCCCACGGACUCUCCUCUCCCAUAUCUUCUCAGAUUGCGCUUGAAGACCACAAGACAGAUCCUGGUCGUCGCUCACCAGCGCAUUCAUCGAGUGUCGACGCCAACCAAAAACCAACCGUCACCCGCGCCCUCCAGAGUCUGCUCAGUGCCCCGCAGUCGGAAAAAAGCGCGGGCGCUGGUAUCAGCGGGGCAACUCCUCUCAGGGCACACGCUGUCCGCAGCCCGGCUGAACCAUUCCAAUCGUCUCCUCUGCGUACGAUUUCGACAAUGGCGUCUGCGCCGAGCUCUCCAGAGAGGCCCAAGGCUGGUGUCGACGGUGCCUCUCGUAGAUCAUUGGACAUUGGCAGUGGCACCGACCGCCGAGCAUCGGUGAUUGGCAUCGAGGAGGACUCGAAAUCGGAUAUUGGUCCCUCAUCCUCGGACCAUCCAUCGGCCAAGAAACGAUUUUUGCAAUCGCGAGACAAACCCCAGGCUCGGAGGGGAAUGGCAGCAAUGAUGUCGGGGCUGGAAUCAAGAUUCUUCCCCAAGAGCUUUACCCGCGGCAGAGAGCCCGGACGAGGAUCAUCACAACGGGGCUCGUCGCUGGACUCUCGAUCUCCGUCCUCAUUUGGACGCCCGGUCUCCCCUGGUAGCCGUGCCAAUACGGACUCGGAGAAACCGACUCCCAUUAACAGUGGAAGAGGGAAGGCGCUCCAAAUGGAAGAUGUGCACAACAAAUCGGAUGAAGUGCUAUCCAAGCCUGCGGGCAACCUUCCUGAUUACGUGAAACCUGUUGCACAUGGGGACUCUGGCGAGCGCCUGGCCAAGGAUGUUUUUGACCGGGACAAGAACAUCAUCGAAAGCAGUGAAGAUGAGGGCGAAGAGACGUCGAGUGAUGAGGAACACAUGCCCGGGGAAGCUCGGGGACGCAAGAAGAAAGACUCUGAUAUCAGAACCAUCACUCCAAGUGAUUUCAAUAAACCGAAGAGUGACAAGCCCACUCAACCCGAGGAUGAGCAAAAACCUAGCGAGAAGCCUCCAGCAGGACCUCAAGAGAAGAAGCCCAAGAAGUCGGCCUUGAAAGCCGUUGUUCAUCCGCAGACAAGCUUCGACAUCCCGACUCCACAUAACCAGUCAGCCACCAACACCCCAUACGGAUCGGAAGACGAAGCGGAGGUGGAUGACAUCAAGCGUGCCCAGAAACUUCGCAUCUCCAUGUCCGCUAUUGACAACCUUGUUCACAACCGAUCAAUUCGCACAAUCGUUCGCGGCAAUUUCACGAGCUUGCAGGAGGGAGCCGAUGGCAGCCGGCGCCGGCGGCGCAAGUAUUUAAUUGCCACAGACCUGAGUGAAGAGUCGGUAUAUGCGCUGGAGUGGACGAUUGGGACCGUUCUGCGGGACGGGGAUACCAUGUUUGCCAUCUGCGCCGUGCAUGAGGAUUCCAACAUCUCUUCAGUGCAGGUUGGUGAAGGAGCCAAAGCAAUCCAAGAUGCCACAGCGGUCGUUGGAACUCAGACCAAAGAAGCGACACUGAACUCAGCUCAACCAUCCCGCAACCUUCUGGGCCGUCUGGGCCCUGGCACUGCCAGCAAGUCGGGGUCUGUUGAUGCCCGGGCAUCACCCAUGGCGGAAGCAGAACGAGUUAGGGCUGUUGAGGCUGUGUCGAACACCUGUGUGAAGCUGCUUCGGAAGACACUCUUGCAGGUUCGCAUUGCCGUAGAGGUGAUACACUGCAAGAACCCCAAACUUAUGAUCACCGAAGCAAUUGAUGAACUCGAACCUACACUGGUCAUUGUGGGUGCCCGGGGUCAGAGUGCUUUGAAAGGUGUUCUUCUUGGUUCCUUCUCCAACUACCUGCUGUCCAAUUCCUCGGUGCCGGUGAUGGUGGCCCGUCGCAAGCUCAAGAGACACACUUCCAAGGGCAGAAUCAACACGAACUUCCGUCUUUCUAAUAACCUGCCGACACCGAAGAGUCUUGCACAAGCCAAAGUUGACUGA
Molecule: messenger RNA, 1983 nt
Organism: Penicillium alfredii
Lineage: Eukaryota; Fungi; Ascomycota; Eurotiomycetes; Eurotiales; Aspergillaceae
Product: universal stress protein family domain protein
Exons: 4
Coding region: 1-1983 (660 amino acids)
Source: RefSeq, a predicted model, not a curated record